AUGGAGGCUGGCAACCGGUUGCGCGGGCCCCUGAGGCGUCUCACCGGGUCCGUCGCCUUCACCAGCGCCCUGGCAUCUGCAUCAGCCGGACGAGCCGGCUCCUACCCCACCGGCUCCUCCCUCGCUGACUCCGAAGUUGGAGGUGGCGCAGCUGGGCCCGUCGGGCCGGUAGGGAUGGUAGACUCCGGUGGAGGCGGCGCUUCAUCUGAGCUCGCGUUAGGGACGACGACGUCGGGCACGGCCCUGCCGGCUCCAGCCGCGUCGGGCGCGGCCAUGCCAGCUCCGGCCGUAGGCCCUAUAGGCCGGCUGCGGCGCGGGAAUAUAUCGUCUAUGGAAGGCUGGCCGGCGCGGCGAGCCGGCUCACUCCGAGAGCCGGCCCCGGGGGCGUCUGGCGAAGGUGCAGCUGAAGAAAGCCCCACCCCCGCAGCAGGCGACGGGACGACUGGUGGCACGCGCGAACGCGCCGGAGACUACGGAGUCGGCUCCCUCCUGUGCCGCUGA
This is a messenger RNA of Lolium perenne, 501 nucleotides long. The record is from RefSeq and is a predicted model, not a curated record. Lineage: Eukaryota; Viridiplantae; Streptophyta; Magnoliopsida; Poales; Poaceae.